GAAUCCUAUCCAAUCCACUAGGCUGAGGACUGACCGGACUGACAUCGUAACAUAGUUCAAGCGGUUCAACAACCUGAUUUAUGGGUUUCUUCAAUCACAUCAGGGUACUCUUUCAGAGCCGAGUAGGAGCGAGAGGCUCCCCCAGGCAGCCUCGUGUGACGAAUACAGCAGGGACGGAAUACAAGCUUCGUGUAUCGUGCAGUCUCAACGAAAAAUCAGGGUUUGCCCCAGGAACCACCAACAUUGGAGAGCGCUCCGGCUGCGUCACCAUCAAGAGCGAGCCACGUUGGAGCGGGGACUCUUCCGACAAGGAUGGCUCGGAUGACCACCAGCUGGAGAAACAACAAUGGAAAAACAAGCACCAGUGUCGCUUCUGCCCUUAUUCUAGUUCUUACUCCCCGAACGUAACUCGUCAUGAAAAGCAGCACACGGGAAGGAAGCCGUUCAGCUGCCGCUACUGCCGCAGGUCGUUCUCGCAGAAGGCUGCCCUGGAGAACCACGAAAAACUGCACACAAGCGACAAGCCAUUCAGGUGCCGGACUUGCUACAAGGCGUUUAAACUGAGGACCAGCCUGGUGCGCCACGAAAGGAUUCACACGGGAGAAAGGCAGUCCAGGUGCAGCACAUGUGGGAAAACGUUUAGAGACACGACGGAUUUGAUACGCCACGAAGGAAGUCAUAGGGGAGACCGACAGUAUCGAUGUGAGAUCUGUGGUAAAGGGUACUCAAAAAUACCUUAUUUAAACGACCAUCGGGAAAGGUGCCACGGUGACAAUGCGAGCUUGCCGCAAAAAGCUGAAACGAGUCGGGGAGAGGAUGGGAACAUGAAUAAAAGAGGGAACAUGAGCUGAACCAAUUUGGAGAAAAGACGAGGUGACAGAGGAAGAGAAGUGGUGCAUUAGACGGCUGUGCUAGUCUAGAAGAGGAGGUGUGAAGACCGUACGGGUGGGAGUGGUCCCGGGAUUCAAGCCUAUGCAGUGCAGCGUAACCUGUAACAGGAAACGGUGCCACUUUGCACUCCAGGGCUAGAAGGCAUGCUCACAAAAUUGGUAGGAUUCAGCAGUUUAGUACAAUCUAGAUGUUACAUUCUCUGCAAUCUGCAAAGGUCGUAAAUGGGAAUAUACGACCCCUAGCAUUUGUAAUUGUUGGCUCCUGUUAAAUGUAGUACUCAGUUUCCAAAAAAAAAAAAAAAAUAUUGUCUUUGCUGCUGUGGCGUUGCUACCGGCUCUCUGGUGGUACUACCAUGGCGAUAGUGACACUUGAAGCAUGAAGCGUACGACUGCUCUUGGUCGAUAGGAGAAGCGAGUGAUGUGCCAUCCCUUUUAUCUCGUAAUUGGGCUCGAUCCGUCAGUUAUGCAUCCUGAGAACAAGAAUUGUCCACAACAGUUUUUGGUCCUUAGUGGAGACACCAAGUCCCUCACUGCUCAGUGCACAAGUCGUCAACGGUUGACCCACACGGUCAUCGAUGGCUGCAAUUAAGAGUCCAACAGACUGACCUGUGAUAGGAUGACGGGGCCGAACUUCGGGGUUUUUGUUCUGUCUCCAGAGACGGGCAUAAUUCUGCAGAUUUCCUUUAUUUGGUAAACUGUGUUCUUUAGUUUUGUUUUUGAACCCUUGUAAGUUUUUGUCAUUUCUGUGAAAAUACAUUCCUUUUUUUCAAAAAUAAAAGCUCGAACAGAAAUCUUCUUAAUUAAAGGGCUGUCAUCAAAACUACUACUAUAGUCAGUUACAAGUUAAGAAACAUUUUUCAGGGAAAGGAAGUAAGUGGAGGAGGAAGCUGACGGAAUGCUGGAGAGGAGAGGACGAAACCAGCUCCUCUCUUCAGCAUUCUGUCUGCUUACUCCUCCCCAGCCAGAAAACUUUUCUUAACCUGUCACUGACUAUAGUGUGGUAGAAAGUAGUCAUUUGGGGCACUAACUUAAGUGGUGAAAUUUGAUGCUUGUCACUCCCCUUUCGAAAUAAAAUGCGAAAAAGUGGCGAUGUUCUGUUUGCACUAACAGUGUUGUGCAUGUAUCUGUAGAGACCACCUGCCUACAGAACUAUAUUGAAGUUUCACGCUGUCCCUUACAAUGGUUGAUCAAUCUAGCAAGUGCCUACCCAAAAGUUGGAGAUAACCUUGAAAACCCGGGCAAUAGAUGCUCGAUAGUUUCAAGAGCAAGAAUGUAGAAGGGCUACGUGGUGGGAUGGGCUUCACCACUUUGCACCGAGGUGCUCAAAGAAGCAGCUGACCAAGUGGAGCAUUUCGGAAGGCUAGUUUGUCUCGGGAGUCUGGGGAGGGUGCCUUGUAUGUCUUAAUGGACGAAGGGCAUGUUGGUGUGGCUCAAGGUUGAAGAAAUAAUAAACAUGUCAGGACGAACACGAAA
Ixodes scapularis (black-legged tick) is the source of this 2363-nucleotide messenger RNA. Its product is annotated as zinc finger protein 135. The record is from RefSeq and is a predicted model, not a curated record. NCBI's taxonomy places the organism in Eukaryota, Metazoa, Arthropoda, Arachnida, Ixodida, Ixodidae. The transcript is spliced from 3 exons. Gene Ontology annotation, molecular function: histone H3K36 methyltransferase activity; histone H3K4 methyltransferase activity; recombination hotspot binding. Gene Ontology annotation, biological process: positive regulation of reciprocal meiotic recombination. Gene Ontology annotation, cellular component: nucleus. The coding region runs from base 81 to 851 and encodes 256 amino acids.